This is a messenger RNA of Bacillus rossius redtenbacheri, 5342 nucleotides long. RefSeq lists its product as uncharacterized. Lineage: Eukaryota; Metazoa; Arthropoda; Insecta; Phasmatodea; Bacillidae. The coding region runs from base 181 to 1953 and encodes 590 amino acids. The transcript is spliced from 2 exons. The record is from RefSeq and is a predicted model, not a curated record.
CACUUUUAUUUUUAAUUCCUUGGGAUCCACGGAAGAAAAAAAAAAUUAACUUGAAAGAGAAUAGUUUUCACUGGUGUGCAACUGCUGCUGUCGUCAUGUUCACUUUGACUUCUACUCCGACGGGCAAAUCGGCAAGUUAACAAGAUUAUUAAUUGGAUAGUGACUAGUGAGUGAGUAAAAAUGCGGAAUAAAUUAAGUGCAAGGGAUCGAGCAUUUCAGUAUAAGAAGGAGGGGUUUUACUGUACAGAUAAUAGCACGGUUAUGUGUAAGUUUUGCAACACGAAAGUUUCGUGGGAUCGAAAAGACACGAUUGAAAAACAUUUAAAGUCGGCAAAACACGUGGCGUCAUUAGCAGCAACAAAAGAAGAGACUACAAAACUACAAACAUCAGUUGCAUCAUGCUUUAAUAAAGUUGUCAAAGACAAAAAAUCGGCAGAUUAUCUUGGAAAACGUGUCACAGAAACAUUUGUAAAGGCUAACAUACCACUUGAGAAACUUAACAAUGAACACAUGGUGAACUUCAUGAAUGAAUUUAUUGAAGGAUCUGGCGCAUUGCCUUGUGUAAAGACUUUGCGAGAAAAGCACCUUCCCAGAUUAAAUAUGGAAAGGGAAGAAAACAUCAAGGAGAAGGUCAAAGGAAAGCACCUUGCGGUAUGCUGCGAUGAAACAACAGACAAACAAGGUCGGUGUGUUUUCGUUAUAAUCUUCAAGAUUAUAGAAGCCAGUCACCAAGUUGAAAUCGUAGUAGGUGAUGUCCACAUUCUUGAAACAGCUGAUGCAAAAAGUUGUUCAAGAGCUAUUCUUGAUUCUUUGAACAAAUAUAACAUUAGCUAUGACAGUGUCCUGGCCUUAGUAUCAGACUCAGCCCGAUACAUGGGGAAGUGUUUUGACACACUUACCAACUUGAUGUCGGACAAUGUUGUAGUGAUUCAGUGUUGGGCGCACAAACUCAAUCUGAUUUUGAAUGUUCUGGGAAAGCACCUUCCUGAACUUCAAAAUGCCACUUCCAAAAUCAAGAGUGCGUUCCUGAACACUCGAAAGAGAAAGCAUCUGUUCCGGCAAUUUCUGGAUGAUAAAUAUGAAGCUGGAAGGGUUCCACUGUUCCCAAUGCCAGUCCUCACGAGAUGGUCUUCGUGGUACGAGUCUGUAGCCUAUGUAUCCGACUACAUAGAAGCUAUUGUUGAGUUCAUGAAGAGUGACGACAUAGCAUCAGUUAGCAAUGUUGGAGUUCAGUAUUUGGCAAGUUUGUCACAGGAACAGGUCCUUAAUGUUAAGGUGCAGGCUGCCUUCAUCAAAGAAACAGCAAAGGGAAUUGUUGACUUGACGAAGUUGUUGGAAGGGUCGUCAUAUCCUUGUAGCAACAUUUUGUGUGGUAACCUAUGCAAAGUUGAGCAAGUUUUGCAGCUUGCUGAAGCAGGAAAUUUUGGCGAAGAAACAAGUUUAGCACUGCAGUCAUGUGGAAGAGAUGUUGCAAAAGCUCAGGUUAAAUCUGCCUUAGUAAAAGCUGCAUCACAUGGAUACACUAAGCUGCUAGCUUUAAUUUCAAGUGAUCCUGCAAGUCAUCUUUAUUCUGAACUGAGUGUUUUUGACCCUGCACAGAUUUUAAUUACGGAAGUAACAAAAGAUCUUGGUAAAAAAUUGAAGAAAAUGGCAUUGUUCAAGGACUGCGAUGAAAGUCAAUUGCUUCAAGGCUAUAAAGAGCUUCAGUUCUUGGUGAAGAAACAGUUAGGAGACAAAAGUGAUGCAUCACUGGAUUUGAUUGCAAUAUUAUUGUCUCUUUCUGUAAAUCAUCCAGAAUUUUCUAAGGGUGCUUUGAAAAGUGUAUGGUUGCCAUGUGCAAAUGCAGACUGCGAACGAUUUUUUUCUAAGUACAGUUCUGUUCUAAGUGACCAACGACAGCGCCUUAAUGCUGAAAAUGUAGCUAUUCUCAGUGAAAUCUAUUUUGAAGGUUGAACACUGUUUUAGUGUGUUAGUUGUAUGCCAUGUCUAUGUGUUUAGUGUUACAUAUGUAUUCAACUUUGCAGCUGUAAAUAUUAUGUAUUGUGUUUUAUGAUCUGUGACAAGCAGGAAACUGUGAAUUUUUUUGAUAGGAGCAUUACUAACAAAUAUAGAAGCUAAAAUUAUGUACAGAUAUUACGAUAAGUAAAUAAUAAUUUCCUCAUUGUAAAGGCUUUAAGAAUGUUUUUACAAGUAUCUCAGUAUCAAUAUAUAAUGUUCAUAUUAAUUUUGGGAAUCCACAAAAAAAUCACAUUGGUGAAAACACCGAAAUGAAAACACCGCUUUUAAGAAUUCAAACCACCGCUUUUUGCACUUUCAAAACGACGACAUUUUCCAGUCCCUAUUUAUAACUAAUAUUUCUUUUCUUGAAAUCCAUUUUUGGUAGGUAAUUGUAUCAUCCUUUUCAAACUCACCAUAUGUUAUUUGCUUGUUCUUGCAGUUUUCACACACUCUUUCAAGGCAAACAUCUAUCAUUAAACUGUCACAGCAGAGAUUCAUACAAAGACUAUCUGCACAUUUAUCUGUAAUAAUCUUUGAAUGUUUUAACUUUGAAAACAUUAAGCGAAUGUUCUCAUGGAGAGUACAAAGGCAAGUAUCUCUUUCGCUCACCUUAGGUGCAACAAACCAAAAUGGUCUGCCCCUACAGAAUGUAGUGUAGCUUAUGAAAUAAGUCUGGUUUUGACUACAAAAGGUUUUGUAAAGAUUUCUGAGAGUCAUUCAAAUAGCGCUUUUGGUUUUUGCACCCUUUUCUUGUGAUAGUAUCUCUCUUACCUGGACAAAGUCUGCUUGACUCAUCUUUCUCUAGGAAAGCCUGUAUAUCAGUUUUAAUCUUGAGACAUUCUAUCAAACGCUUAGUGUUUCUUCCUGAUGAACAUUUUCGCAAAACCUUGUAGGUCACAACGUUCUUUAAGUACUUCAUACAUCUGUAUUUUUUCAAUACUUUACCAGCGACAUGCCGGACAAAUGAAUUUUUCACACUUCCAGGAUGUUUACUUUCCUUAAUAUUUUCUUUCACUUGGGCUACGAUAGCUUCACCGAAGACAAGUCUCUUUCGUACAUCUUCUGAUACAUUCUGUCCCCUCAUUAAUGUUUUCACAUUACUUCUUGGAGCAUCCUUUGCCAUUUUUUCUUUAUUACAUCUGUAGUAUUUACACCUGUAAGAAUUAUAUUUCAUUUUGUAUUGUUCUAGUUUCUUUGUUUUUUGCACCCUUUUCUUGUGAUAGUAUCGCUCUUACCUGGACAAAGUCUGGUUGACUCAUCUUUCUCUAGGAAAGCCUGUAUAUCAGUUUUAAUCUUGAGACAUUCUAUCAAACGCUUAGUGUUUCUUCCUGAUGAACAUUUUCGCAAAACCUUGUAGGUCACAACGUUCUUUAAGUACUUCAUACAUUUGUAUUUUUUCAAUACUUUACCAGCGACAUGCCGGACAAAUGAAUUUUUCACACUUCCAGGAUGUUUACUUUUCUUAAUAUUUUCUUUCACUUGGGCUACGAUAGCUUCACCGAAGACAAGUCUCUUUCGUACAUCUUCUGAUACAUUCUGUCCCCUCAUUAAUGUUUUCACAUUACUUCUUGGAGAAUCCUUUGCCAUUUUUUCUUUAUUACAUCUGUAGUAUUUACACCUGUAAGAAUUAUAUUUCAUUUUGUAUUGUUCUAGUUUCUUUAUCUUCCUGUACCCUUCGCCCUGUCUUUUCUGACUUUUUUCCGACCUGAAGACUUGCAUUUGUCCGAAGAAUUUGGUGUACGUAUACUGGGCCCAGGAACACAUGCGCCAUCUCCUGAACCUUCAGGAAUGUCUGGAUUUGGGCUUUCUGGUGGGCUGUUUGACUGUAAAUAUGAAUCAAAUUUGUUACUUGCCUCACAUUUUUUCCUAUACUUAGCAGCAGCUACUCUCCAGGUUUUCCGUAUUUUUCGCUUCUGUCAUGGAUCUGAUACUUGCUCAAUACCUUUUAUUUUACCUUUGUCUUUUCUUUUGUGAUACCGUGCUCUCUCCUUCUCUUUAGCCUCUCUGUAAAGAUCUGGGUCAUUCCUUAUUCUAUUUUUGCAUCUCCUCUCAGCGUCUUUCUUUUUCGCUCGUUCUUGCAUUGCUUUCUCCGACAGCUUUUUAUUUCCUUUCGCCAUUUCACCCUGCAAUAUUAUUUUAUGUUUGUAAUGGUGCUAUUAUUCUAUAAAUUUAUACUAUGUAAAAAUAUUAUGUAGGUAGGUAAUACAUUUUAUUAUAAGGCCCUUGUUCAUAAUCUGUAAAAUGAAUAAUACAAAAAUGUUUUCAGUAGGCCUAUGCGAAAACCAAUUAUAAAAUAUAAUAAAUCUAUUACCUAUGUAUAAACAAACUCUUUGCAUAAUCAUUACAGUAUGUUAAUGAAAAAGAACAUCUGAAAUCAACUCCAUGGUUUUUGGAUCAACUCCAUGGUAUUAAGUAUGCCAUGGAGUUGAUGAAUUUUUGCAAACACAUUUUCAAGAUAUAUUAGACUUGAGGUUAGGAUGAAAAUAUUUAUUAGUAAGUAUGUUUACAUGGUCUUUUAAUAAUUAGUCAUGAUAACAAUAAAAAUAUAAUUUUUUAAAUUAUAUUUCAUAUCCAUGGAGUUGAUGGAUAGUAAAUGUACUCACCUAAUUAUUAGCAAUGUAAGCCACAGAACUCAUCACACAACCAUAACAACCAACUAGUUCUUUGUUACUAACAACAAGAUGGCUGCUUCUUUCCCUUGUCACCAAGAGCUAAAUCACAGGCAUGCUCUCUGCAGAGAUUUUGGUGAAUUAACAUUUUGCCAUGGAGUUGAUGUUGAAUCUUGGGUCACAACUUUGAUAUGUGAUUAAAUGUAUUUGUAGCUAUGGAAUAUUGUAAAAAAAACAGUGGUACUUACUUACUUACUUGUAUUUAUGAUAUGAGGUCAACAUUAUAAAUUAACUUAAAGCUUUAAAAUCUGGUAGGAAAAAGUGGAUCUUCCCGAUAUAAUGUGCUGUGAUCACGACAUGGAGUUGACUAUUUGAGAAGUUGAAAUACAGUUUCAAAAAACUACAUCUUUAUUAAUCAUUAUUAUUUAUGGUCUUACAAGUACACAUGGUUUAAUAUAUAAAAUAUAUAAGUACAUCAUAACAUUAAUAUUUUAAAGGAUUGUUUUGGCUUGGUCAGCAAAGUGUCCCUUUUCGUGAUAAAGACCCAUAUGCUGAAGAUAAGAACACAAGACUUUCUGGUGGCAGAGGCAGCAGCGAAGGCUAAGAUAGCAGAAUUGCCGUCAGCAGCAGUGUUGGCACCAAAAUAAUGUACAUAUGGGUUAUUCUCUGAAAGAAAAGAUAGAAAAUCAAAAGGAAAAUGUUUCUUCUAGAAAAUAUAUAAACUGAAGCAAACAA